AUGGGAGCAAUUGAAAGUGCAGCCCGGGCAGCUUUCAAGGUUUUUGUUAACGGGAUCAAGAAAGUCAGACGUAAGGCUGGGAAGCUGGUAUUCAGCUCCAAAGAUGAAAGGAGGCCCUCCAUCAAUCCUAACAGAAAAGAAAGAGAGGCAGGUUUCUCUGUGGAGUCGAAGGUUCUGAACUCGGAGGAACUCCUCCCGGGUUACGAGGCUCCCAUGAGCGAGAGACCCUUCAAAGGCCCCGUAUUCAUUGAGAUGGGGCAGGAUCCAGCCUCAAUAAAUGCUAAGCCCAGGAAGAUAGGAAACGAUAUCUUGUUCCUGUACGACAUUGACGAUACUCUCUACCAUCCAUCAAACAACCUCCAAGAGAUGGAAAGAAAGUUCCUUGUGGAGAAAUUUCUCUCUCUCAAGGAAGGGUCUACCCCGGAGAUGUUUGAGGAGCAGCUAAACGUAGCGCUCCUUUAUUCAGCUCUCUUCUACAAGUAUGGGAACCUUUCUCUUGAAGAAUAUUGGGAGAUGAUCUCCGAGUUCGAUUACCUCCAGUAUCUUUCUCCAGACAUGGACCUGAGGAACUUUCUUCUUUCCAUGAAGAAUGUUAGGAAAUGCUGCUUCACAAACGGUCCUCGGGACAGAGCCGAAAACAUUCUCACGAAGAUAGGAAUCUUGGACUGCUUCGAGGUUGUCGUCUGUAUAGGAAAGUAUGACAAGACCUUUUGCUGCAAGCCACUGAGCGAGUCUUAUGAAUUCGUGACAAAAGUUCUUGGGAUAGAGUCUCCUGGGAACGUUUACUUCUUUGACGAUUCAGAGAACAAUAUCAUCAAGGCGAGGGAGAUAGGAUGGAAUGGAUGGCUAAUUACAAGAGACUGUAACAUUCUUGAUGUCUCAUCCCGUCUGUUCCAGGCAAUUUGCAAUGAUGCCUCUAGCCCUCAUUUCCAAGAGGUGCCACCAGACAUCUCCAGCAAGAUGGCUUUGAGUUGA
Messenger RNA from Encephalitozoon cuniculi GB-M1, 975 nucleotides. RefSeq lists its product as uncharacterized. The coding region runs from base 1 to 975 and encodes 324 amino acids. The transcript has a single exon. Gene Ontology annotation, biological process: pyrimidine nucleobase metabolic process; nucleotide catabolic process. Lineage: Eukaryota; Fungi; Microsporidia; Unikaryonidae. Gene Ontology annotation, molecular function: nucleotidase activity. The record is from RefSeq and is marked provisional.